GUUUCGAACGCUACACACCCUCUCGUACACAUCCAUCGUUCGCUUCUUAGGCGUUCCGUUUCCUCAUCGACUCUCGAAUUUAUUUGGUCCGGUUGGGAAACGAAUACGGGCAACGGCUGGUGGAAUACGGGCGAUCAAAUGUUAUCGAGCGUACGCGUCCCUUUGUUGACGCAGAAAGAAGCAGCGUGACAGCGGUUCGCAACCCUCGAUCCUUCCAUAAUCGAAUCGAGGGAGGGACGCACAUAGGAAACGAGCGAGUGAAAAAGCAGCAACGAUAGGAUACGAUUCAUCGGCAGAGCAGAGGAGAUUCUCUGUUCGCGGGAGAAAGUGUAAAGCGGACAAGAAAGACGGCAAGCAAAGCGGAGAAAGAGAGCGAGCAAGCGUGACGAAGACAAAGAGAAAAGGAAGAAGAGGGAGGGCGCUGGAUAUACGCAACCACCGUCGUGUUGGAUCACGGGGGCGUAGAGAGAGGAGCGAGAGAAGGAGAUCGGCAGACGCGGGUGUACAGGGGCAGAGAUAGAAGAAGAAAGAGAGAGAGAGAGAGAGAGACAUAGACGAAGAGCGUAGCUCAACGCAUGUGCACAGGGCGCCUCGCGUCGCGGCGCUCUGGUCCCGCCGGUCGGAGGCUGCGAAACCGAACGGCCGGAAUUCGCGGACCAGAGUGGUCGCAUCUCUCGGUUCAGAUAUACACGCGCAGCGCAAGCCCCAGGUCCGCGGUUUUCCAUGAAAAUCGAGGAACGCGCGGCCCACCCGACGCUGGCCAACGCAACUGUACCAGCUGAAUCGCGUGUCGAUCGUCGACGGAAUAAUGCCGCCGCGAGUAUCGUUCCGUCAUCGGUGACGAACAACGAUCGUUUCGAACCACACGCUCCACGAUCGUAUCGCGACCACGGUGUGCACGUGCGACAUGAUCGCCCGGAGAAAAAACGUCCGCUGAAUCCAGCCUAUCGCUGGUGUGUCCGAGUCUCCACAGAGGCAAGUGCGUCCAGUUAACAGAGACGAUCCUACGACGCUCUGAGGCAGCACACGGUGAAGUCAUUGGAAGAGAGUUGACGCGGUGUGUCUACCACUUGGCGAACAGAAAAUCUUCUUUCAUCUGUCGCGUCGCCGGCGGAUGUUGUUACAUCGACAGGCUUCGCGGAUCCAACCAGCUGCAUUCGGCUCAGAAUCGAAUACGAAAUACGAUCGAAUGAACCAGUCGGGUUCAUGACAAGCUAAGGCAAUCGCUCGCUUAUUUUUUAUUGUUAUUCAUCGGCAGACGGCUUGGCUGUGGCUGGCACUCGCGAUACGUUAAACGUUCCACGACUGUUUACUCAGUGGCAUUUUAUGCGAAACGUUGACACGAGUAGGUCGAGUGGUUUUUGCUAGUGUGCGGGCGUGAAGGACGCAAAGAAAAACACUGAGAAGUGACACGCGUAUUUGAGAAUACGGUACCGAUCGCGGAUUUCUGUGAAACGGUGGUAGCGAACAACAGGCUCGUGUGAGAGAAGGGUGAUGGUGAUUGGACUCGAAUGGUCGCUUCGCGUCGUAGAGCAGAGUAAGUUUCCACGAAGGACACAUGUUUGGUGGACGGUGUCGGGUCGUUUCCACUCGAGGCCAAAUAAUUCGGUGCUGGCUGGCUCGGUGACUGUACGUGUUCACGUUCGGUCUGCCAGGACCACGACCACGAGCACGACUAGGACCACGGGGCUGCCCGAGGAGGUGCCGGUGCGUGGAGGGAAGAACCAGCCACGACGGAGCCCAGCGCCGGGGCACGGACAACAAGGCCCCCGGUGCAGGGAAGAAGCCAGGCAGAAGGGGAAACCGGGGCCAGCGUAGCAGCAACGGCCCUGAAACUACAGGGGAACCUAGCUACCCCCUUGCACAGGGGGGAAACCAGGAGGAGACCUCGCCGGCGGAGGCGACGGAAAAAGAAGCGACGGAGGUGUGGCAUAACUUCGUUAGCAGGGUGGACAGAGGAACGGAACGUGUCUGGAGCGGCUUGGCGUUUUGAACGAAGGUACCACACCGAAGAAGAACUCUGAUUACCAUCUUACCCCCCCCCCUCGUGUACAAGUUUUAAACCUGCCCCCUAAACUAUCCCCCCGCAGCUUGAUAACUCACGGUUCUGUAGUGCUCCAGUUUCUAGUUUUUCUUUCUAUAUCGAUGAGUCGAGUGUGAUAAACGGGCAAAGGAACGAGACAAGAGUAUUAAAGAGUAUACAUAAUUUGAUGAUACGCUAAGUGAUUCACGGUGAUGUUGGUGUGAUACAAAGAGUGUUGCGCGCGCGCGUGUUGUCCGACAGUGAGAGUGUGAGGAGGGAGGAAUCGCGCCGGAGGAGGUGAUACUGUAUGUAUAAAUAAUAGAAAUUUAUUCAUGUAUAUGUAAGGACGUGUGCCAGUGUGUCCGUACGCAGGUAUUCGAGUACAAAGAAAAGAAAAAAAAAAAAAGAAAAAAAAAGAAAGAAGAGAAACCCGACUAUCAAAAGUGAAGACAAAAACAAACAUAUAGUUUGCCAGUACGAAGAGGACAAAGAGGAAAAGAAAGAAAGAAGGAGAGGAGAGGAGGAGUAGAGUAGGUGGAGAAUAAAUUAAAAACCCUGCCUAACGAUCAGAGACUAAGAAACGAAGAAGUGUGAGGACACGUAAGGGAAAAAAAAAGAUCGAGGUGGCAUUAGAAGGUGGGCCAGGUGGGACAGUAGCAUGAGUUCGUACUUCGCGAAUUCGUACAUCCCGGACCUGCGUAAUGGCGGGGUGGAACACCCGCAUCAGCAUCAGCAGCACUACGGUGCCGCCGUCCAGGUGCCCCAGCAAACGCAGUCGGUACAACAGCCAUCUCAGCAAACCGGGGAUCCAUGCGAUCCCAGUCUCCUACGUCAGGGAGUGCCUGGCCAUCACUAUGGGGCCGCUGGUAGCCAGCAAGAUAUGCCUUAUCCGAGGUUUCCUCCGUACAAUCGGAUGGACAUGCGGAACGCGACCUAUUAUCAGCAUCAACAGGAGCACGGCAGCAUGGACGGGUUGGGUGGUUACAGGUCGACGUCCCCGAGCCCCGGUAUGGGCCACAUGGGACACACACCGACCCCGAACGGACAUCCGUCCACUCCUAUUGUCUAUGCGAGUUGCAAGCUUCAAGCGGCCGCGGUCGAUCAUCAGGGUAGCGUACUCGAUGGACCGGACAGCCCGCCAUUGGUCGAGUCGCAGAUGCACCACCAAAUGCAUUCGCAACAUCCUCACAUGCAGCCGCAACAGUCACAACAUCAACAGCAGCAGCAGCAGCAUCAACAUCUUCAGGCGCAGCAGCAGCACAUGAUGUACCAACAGCAGCAACAAACGCAGGCGGCGUCGCAACAAUCUCAGCCUGGCAUGCAUCCGCAACAACAACAGCAACCUCAGCAGCACCAAGGGGUGGUCACGUCGCCGCUUAGUCAGCAACAGCAGGCCGCUCCUCAAGGUGCGGCCACUGCCAACCUACCAAGUCCGCUCUACCCGUGGAUGAGAAGUCAAUUCGAGAGGAAACGAGGCCGGCAAACGUACACCCGAUACCAAACCCUCGAGCUGGAGAAGGAGUUCCACUUCAACCGAUACCUGACCAGGCGGCGGCGCAUCGAGAUCGCGCACGCACUCUGCCUGACGGAACGGCAAAUCAAAAUCUGGUUCCAAAACAGACGGAUGAAAUGGAAGAAGGAGAACAAGACGAAGGGCGAGCCAGGCUCGGGCGACGGCGACACUGAAAUCUCGCCGCAGACAUCGCCGCAGGGUUGAGAGAUCCCCGAGGAGUGGAACUUCCAAAGAGGUCUCAUCUCUCUCAGGGUCGUUAAUACCUUGUUUCCAGCACUACCUCCUCCCCCUACACAUACAUACACAUAUAAACACAUCUGCCCCUACCAGCCCCGUCAGACCCCAUGCUAGCCCCGCCGCCCCCCGCCCCCGCCCCCCCCCUAUGCAAGCCCCGAUACAUCUCCAAAUAUCAAACCCCCCAAAACACCCACACGCCCAGCCCACCCCAACCCAACCCAACCCACCAUCACCCCACUCAUACAGCAAUGACGCUUAUUUUGUCGUGUUAAUCAAGUUGCUCGUACCAAAAAAGGAGAGGACAACGUAAGAGGGAUAAACGGGAUAGAGACGAUCGUGGAAGAGAAAUGGACGUUGCCGACAGUGUGGAUAGAAGUGAAGACGUGAACGGAACGAUGACAAAGGGAUGAAAGGAUAAGGAGCGAGAUUGCGCGCGCGAGAGAGAGUUGAAAAGAGAAGGAGAGGGUAGGAGAAGAGAAAGAGGGAAGGCAGUGCGAGAUAAGACGAGGAGGUUCGAGUGGAAAAAGGAGCAGAGGGGGACAUGGAACGGAGUAAAAGGAAGGAAAAGGAAAGGAAAGGAAAGGGAACCGGACACACGAACGAGUCGGAUGAAGAUUUAUAGGGACGCGCGAUCUUCUAAUAAUCACGUAGUGGAAUGUCGAAGAAAACGGAGAAGAGGCAGAGGAAUUGGAUCGGAUCGGAGGAAAACUGGAUCACAUGCUAAUCAGAACCGCGUUAACCUCUAUUACAUUUAAUCGAAUGUAAUUGUACUAAAGCCUAUAAUGCUAGGGAUAAUUUGGCAGAGAAGGAACGACAGAGAGAGAGAGAGAGUGAGACAGAGAGAGAGAGAAUGUACGAGAGUGUGUGGAAAAAAAGAGCGAGAAUGAGCGAGAAAGAGAGGAACAAAUAUACGUACUUUAAAACGCGAGUGUCAUGAAAGUUACGCGAACUGAACGAAUCGGUCCUUGUAAUUGUAUAGUAGAGUAUGCAUGAGCGCCUGUGAAAACGUGUAAAGUGAUAUAUAUAUAUGUGUGUGUAUAUAUGUAUAUAUAUGUAUGUGUAUAUAUAUAUAUAUAUACAUAUAAAUAUAUAAAUAUAUAUAAAAGAAGUAAAGAGAGCGAAAAUGCGAGGUAUGGAAAUUUUACUGAACGAAUGAGAAUUAUGAGCGAACGAGCGAUAUGAUCGCGCGGAUCGAGCGAUGAUGAAUCUUUCAUGGAUUAAACGUUGUAUUCGCGUGGAAAAAAAAUUAUCCGUUAGGAAAACGUUUUAUUAUUUAUUCUCUUACACGUCGUACACGCGUAGUGUUCGUAGUGCGGUUAGGUCGUAAAAAGAAAGAAAACUAGCGGAAAAAGGACGGUCGUCCAGUCGUGUCUCUAUUUAGCGAGUAGAUGAACGGUUUAGUGUUCUUUAGAAGAUCGUUUAGAUAGGUUUUUCUCUAUAAUACCGCGGUGGCUCAGCGAGGGUUAUUUAGUAAUCGCGAACGUGCCAAGUGUGAUCUUCGAAUGUGUGUUUCUCCAGUGCCGGGAGGAUUCGAUACGGAUAUGCGGAGAUGAAGAGAGAACGGAAUGCAGAGGAAGUUCCGGUAGAACGGCUGCACACUUAACAUUAUCUCUGGUUAAAGAACGAGGUUGCGAAUGAAUUAAACAGAGAGGAUGGAGCGAAAGAAAAAAGUCAAUGCGAUGUUCGAUUACGUUGUCGUGAAGCCAGUGAAAUAUCAGUGUGUGCUUGUAACGCAAUCCGUUAAAUUCCAGUGAUAUUACGGUGAUCAAUCGGAUCUGUCGAUUUGCCAGUAGUCUUGGCCAAUCACGAAUACGUCGAACGAAACGGGGGAUCCUUUUCUCCGGAAAGUGUGCUGAUCGAAUGAAUGAAAACAGUGCUGUUAGGAGUGCGGAGGCCUCCGCCGGAGCAGAAUCGAAUCGACUUGACAUUUCUUCAUCAGUGUCGUCGUAAGGUCAGUUAAAAAAUUCUAUGCUUACUUGCACUUUCGUGUAUGUAUGUUUUUGUCUCGUCAUUAUUGCAAUUCUUUCCUCUUUAAGUAUUCCGUCAUUUUCUUCCGACUGGUUUUUUACAAUUAUUAUCUCGAGUUUAUUCUUUCGAUCGUAUACUGCUUGAAGAACAUGUCAAAAUGAACCAUCUUUGUUUAUUCUCGUCGGGUGCGUAGCUAAAAGAUUACGGGUAAUAUAUCGCUGUGUAUUAUAAUUAUACAUUUUUCUUUUUUGCAAGCAAAAAUACCGCGGCUACUUGAGUAAAAAGGUGUUUCCCAACAGUCCGGACCGAUUGUGUCAACAGACAAAUUAGCUUUCUUGUCAUAAAUACACUUUUUACUACUUUUCUUAUAUUCAAGAUACAAACUGCAUUUCAAUUUAAAGGACAGAUUUAUGAUGUUUACUAUUCGAAUACAUUACAAUCUACUUAAGAAAAUCGCGCAUUUUGUUGCAAACACCUUUCAUCAACGUAGAUGACGCGUCCAAGUGUUUUAAAAAAACGUUUUGCGUAUUUACGCAACAGUAUUUGCGUUCGCCUUGUAAAUAUUCGAAGCAACGGUGAAAAAAUGUAACUCUUAUCAGAUAGAUCCUUGAUAGUACCAAAAUUCGAGGGAUCUUCAGGGGCGAGUGACCAUUAAAAAUUUACUACUGCUCCGCGAGAUACGAGGCCAAGUUACCAAGUGAUGUAAUUCGUAACAUAUUUUUGGAAUAGGAUGCUUUCGGCAUGAAACAGCUUGGCACCUUAACAGCGAUUCUAGGAAUCAGAGCUGUCGAUCGAAAACGCUAUCCUGAUCUGCUCUUAUUUCAAAGCAUCCAUCUCUCUUUCAAGCAAAAAAAAAAAAAAAAAAAAUAUUCAAAAAGGGCAGAAAUGAAAAUUCAACAGCAUCUUCAUAGUUUCCUCAAAAGACUGUACUCUUCAAGUUUAUUAUAUGUUCAAUCAAAAUUUUCAUUCGUGCAUAUCUAAAGAAAUUAUUCCUCUGAAACAAAGAUACAAAAUAAAAAUAGCUUUUUCAUUUAUUUGCAAGCAAGUAAAAAGAUAUUCAAAUGAAAUUUAAUAGACUUUGUCCUUUCAGUUUUGUUAUUAAUGCACGGUCACUAGUCACAUGUUUGAACGCAUGUCCACUGUGACCCUAGUUUUCUUUCCUUGCAUGUUUGUUGAAAUGUGAAACGAGUCUAUUCGAAUCUUCGCGCCCAUAGAAACUGCGUUAAGUGUGCCAAGCAGUGGCCAAACGCACCAUCUGUCCGGGCCGGUCGAUAAAAAUGCUUGCGAUCGAUGACGGAUCGAUGACGCCGGAUCGUGACCUGGCCGAUGACAUCAUCGUGUCUAUCUAUCGGGCCGAGGACACGUCGGAGAACUCUGCCGCGGCGAAUUCUUGUGCUGUGUUGUAAAACUUAGAUCGACAUAAUUUAGUUUAUACCUUGUAUACACGCAAUUUAAUGAUAUACGUAAUAAACGAUAAUUAACGAAUACGUAAUAAUGUAUAAACGAUGACGACGAUGAAAAGGCGGUAUUUAAAUGAAAUGGACAAAAACAGAAAACGAUAAAAAAAGAGAGGGGGAAGGUAAAGAAGAAUAUAAAUGUACAUAGGAGGAAAUAAUCUGGGGAUUUCGCGAAAUCUCGUUUACAUGUAGAUCGCACGGGUUCGAAGAAUGUUCCCGUGGGACGCGAAACGAUGUCCCGCGAACUUUCUUCCGGCCCGUCCUCGCAUUAAUGGGGAAAAAUAAAAAGGAGAAACGAUCAUGAAAAAGAAAAAAAAAAUGGAAAAAAAUUGGAGAUAUAUGAAACUGAUAUACGUAAUACAUGGUCCAGCUCGCGCACGCGCAUCGAUUGGGCACCGGCCGGCCUUUCUUUCUCGAGAGAUUUAUUUAUAUAUAACUUUUUGUCCUUGAGGAGCAACGAACUGUGAAAAACGGAAGAUCGUCGACGAUCGCUCGCUGUCUUUUGCGGACAGUUAUUCUUUUUUCGGGGGGAAGCGUCGAAACCCGUAUGUUUACGGUCAGAGGUCGUGAUUCUAAAUUGCUCGGGCAAAUUGGCGUCAAUUAAGCUCGAUAGCCCGUUGAGGGCCUCCGCGUCGUUGUCGGUAUAUGGGUUUUCGUGAAACUUUUAACAAAAGAGAAACACCGGCGAUAAAUAACAAAUCUUUGAUUCUUGUUCUGAUCUACUUACCUCGAAUUAUUACAUACCCUUUUUGCCUUUAUGUCAUUUCAAUUAUGUCCAUGUCAGGCAGUCGUAUAGUUUUGCGGGUUAGGAUAAGAUUAUCUUUGCCUUGUCGUUUACAUCGAAAGUUAUUUAUAAGAAGAUACUUAUAUACACUUUUCGUAUUAUGUUUGUUAUUGAGUUUAAAGCAAACUGUCACACUUCAUUUGUUUAAUCAUUAAAUAUUUUCAAAAUAUUUAUAGCACUUGUACAUGCAACUGUCAACCAUAAAUAUUUUUGUUUCGCCGUUUUCUCACCAGUAGCUCUGUCUGUCAAUCGACAUCGAUAUCGAUUAGUUGUUCUUUGUCAUUCGAUUCAGUUUUCGACUCGCACGUCACGUUGGUUAGCAAAUUUUCUUCCUUUCUUGUCGAAAAAUAAAGUGUCUUCUUCUGUGUUGUUGAUUACAAUGUUUGCGAUAAAUCGAUUAAUCUCAUAUAAUUUGGAUAUUGUUUUUGCGCGUUUCGCGGUAGAUAAGUGAGACAUGUGUUAAUUCUGACUGCAUUAAUCAGUGAUACCAUCUAUGUAGGCCAGGUAAUGGCCGGCAUUGAAGCGUAGGGUGCGGCUUUCGAGACAAAGGAGGUAUUUAUUACUCUUGCAUCAUAGUAUCAACUGUUACGACACGGUGGUCAACAGUGCAGGCGAAAUUUCACGCAUAAAUGCCUGCUUGACAAACCGUUUUCACAGAGACUUCUCGCCGGCCACUACAUAGGUUAGUUACAUUAAUCCUCGCUGAAUGUUUAGUAGAUUGGCAAAAACACGUUCACAUUGUUGUGUCUCAAUUCAUGGUAGCAUAUGUUCAUAGCAGUAGGUCAAAUCAAUCGAUCAGAAAUAUUCUUAUUAACGUUCUUGCUUAUUCAAGGUCCUGCUGGGUGUGUAGGAACAAGAAAAAUUUGUUUGGUCUUUAUUGGUAAAUUUAUCACCGGUAUUUCUCUUGCCAACGAUCAUUCGUGACACGUGGAAAAACAGAAUUGUGCAAUAAUUACGCGUCACCGUUUAACGCACGCGUUACUCAGAGUUCUAUAUUUAUUUAAUCACCCGUCGUUUAGAUAAAAUGCAAUUUUGGACGAAAGGGACAAACACAAAGAUUUUUCUAAAAAAAAAAAAAAGAAAAUCAGUGGACGUUGUGAAGUUUGUUAGAUGCCGCGAGCGAUCGCCGUGAACGCCAGUUUAGCUUAAAGUGAAAAUUUUGUAUCCAUCGGAUAGCGAACACACAUUACUACUUAUAUAGAGUAAAUAUAUAUGUAUAAAUGCGGCAAAAAAGAGAGAUAAGGCGGAAAAGUGAAUUCCUACCGUUAACUGGAAUGUGUAAAAUGCAAAUUAUAUAUUUUAUCUUUACUCUUAUAUAGUCGCGUAAAAAUUAAACAGAUAUACGUAAUUUAAACAAGAGUGAAAAAGAAAGAAAGAGAAGAAAGAUGCGAGAGUACCGUGAUUGUGUGUAGAGGUAAAGCGAAGAGGCAAGAGGAUUAAGUGGAAGGGAGUGAAGUUAGGAGGAAGAGAAAAAUAACGAUAGCAACAUGUGCGUACGUACGAAGUGAGUCACUAAGCUAGCGCUUAAUCGAUAAGGUUAACGUCUAAAGCCUAAGUCUUAAGAUGAUAAUUAAAUAGAAUUAAGGAAACGGGCAUAUCGGUUGCAGCGGGCGGGGGCGGUGGUCAUGGAAAAAACGAAAGAAACAUCUGGUCGAAAAAGUACUUUCGGUCGCCGUUCUAUGUACCAUGGGCAAUGCGCAAUUAAGUAACUAGCGUGGGGUUUGCGAUCGUGUAUAUAGUCAAUGUCUAUUUGGGGAGCUCGCAGACACCACCUAUCGGAUAGAGGAUUUAAAACGCUUGAUAAGAAAUAAGCAGCUUUUGGUAUCCUCCAUAUUAAUGUAGUAGUACCGCGUAAUAUUUAUUGUUACCAUAUUGCGUGUAGCAAAAUGGUUUUCCUUUUGUUUCCAAUAAUCGCCCAAUAAAUAUUUUUUACUAUAUAUAUCGUGCGUGAUUCAAUAAAAAUCUAUAGGUACGCUCUAAACAUUCGUUGUUAUUGUUUUAAUAUGAUAUUAACUUGUCAAAUUCGACUUUGAAUGUAUAUACUUACGAUACUGUUGGAUAUAUUUAUUAUAUAUUUUGAAUUUCAUUUUUCCACUGGCUUACAAUGUCCUUAAGCAGUUGGGUACGGAAAAUUAUAUCAUAAUUGGCAAAUAAUUAUAAACCACGUCCUCGCACGCCCAUGCGCCGAAGAGUUCCUGACAACCUGUCAGUCUCCAGACAGGUGUCGUUAGUUUCGUAUACCUUUCUAGGUACUGUAUAUCUAUCAAAAUAUGUAAAGAGAAAAAGGAAGGGUAGUCCAUCGCCUCUCUACUUCAGUCAAAGCGAAAUCCAUUACUCCGAGUGCUGUAACUUAAGAACGUUCAUCAUGCUGUACAAUUCAAUUAACCGUCUUUUAUACGACACAAAGGAAAACAUAAAAAAAAAGGACUGACAGCCAAAAAUAAAACAGUUAAAAAUGGAUUUAUAACUUCAUAUCGGUAAAAUAGAGGAAAAUUUGCUACGCUCGAUAAGGACAUACGCGCCGUGAUAUCCCUAAACUUCUGUUCAAUUACGUCGCUUUAGUCGGUGUUUUUUCUAUUGGUUUUAUUUUUUGAAAAAGAUCGUUUUCGCAUAAAUUGAGAAACUAGUAUAGAAGUUGAGUACUUAUGCUUUCGCCCAGCGUCGUAUCGUCUGAAUAAAGAUGUCUGAAUUAGAUGUCGCGUUUAAAAAUCUGGCCCGACGACUCGCUCACUAUACAUUCAAUGCAUUUGUAAAUAUACAGGUAAUUGUAAAGUAUUGCUUUUUUUCGGCUGCAAUUUGAAAAGUCGCCGUCAUUGUUUCAGAAAAAACAUUUUCCAAUUCAACGAAAAGUUUCCUAGAACGCGCGGUCUCAUUGAUAAUAAUUCCGCUGUGUGAAGACUGAUAGACCCGGUAACACGCGACGAAAACGGUGUUUUACACGAUAACAGUUUAAAACGUAUCCGAUUAAAAUAGUAUUGCCAGGUUCGUGUGCUACGAAUAGAAUUUCGUACAUCUCGAGGUCGUCAUUUAGAGAAUUGAUUCAAGGUUUUUACUUUUAAAAAAUUCUAUCGGGGAAGAAAAAUAAGAACAAUAGUACUUAUCGAGGGUGUUCCGGUUUUUGUUGAAACGCGGCGAUGUAAGUCCUGUGUCACGGGCCACGCUGUUACAAGAGAAACACUGUAAAUAAUUCCACGCGAACGAAAUGGGCGCAUCGACGAGGUUUUUUUUAUCGGCGGGGCAAUGUGAAAGGCGACGUCUGACGUCGUGGCAUUGAAUCGCGAGCCGCGACCACUGUAUACGAUACCGUGUAGGUAAAGUAGGUACCUGUUUAAUAGACUAAAAGGAUUACAAAGUAAUGGUAGCAGAGAACUAAUUAAUUACUAUUUAUUGAUACGGUACUGUAACGAUAUACGAGCAACGCCAUGGCAUACGGACGAUUCGACCACCUCCGAUGGUCUGAUUGCCUGUAACCGUGACGAGGAAAAUAGAGUAAAAGGAUGACAAUAUUAUUAAGAGCUGCCACGUUGUCGUCCCCAGAUGUAUGUACUUGUGAUCGCUCCAGUGUGUAGAACUCUUAUGCUUUGUUUUCAAUAAAAUCUCGAAAAAAACGAUGACCAUCACAUUUUGUAGAUAUCUAUUCCACAUUUGUAGACUUCUCUGUAUCAUUAUCUGUAUUUAUAGAUAUCGAUACUUACGGACACCUAUAUUUACAGAUUCAUCCGUGCAAGUAGUUCGUACCAAUGCGAUUUUAUGAAUAGAGCUUAAGAUAUCGUAGUACUGGAAUUAUGUACGUCAUCUUCUUUUUCGCUACAUCGACUGCACACUCGAGCCAUCAGUGUUACGUGGACACAUUGCUCCGACCGAACCGGUGGAACAUUCAUGUACAUGUUAUAUUGUACAAGAACAUAUUACACACGUACACACACAACAACCGCGCACGGACGCACGUACACACAUACGCAGCAGUACACGCCCAACACACAAAAAAGACCGGGUACAACGCAUUCGUUUGAAGCGGGUACGCGCGAUGCGGAAGAAAAAAAGAGAAACACAUUUAGAUAGGGGUGUGCCUACAGGCCGAAAAAUAUGUAGGCAACGCCACUUUACCGAAGUAUAAGUGGAAAAGAUGAUAUAAAUAAAAUAAAUCUAUAUAUAUAUAUAUAUAUAAAUUAUAUAUAUUUAAAUAUAAAUAUGAAAUAUAAAUAUAAAUAUAAAUAUAAUAGUAUUACGAAUUACGAUAAACGUAUAUAAUUAUUUUGUAGUGUCCUGCAUUAUGUAAACUAAAUGUACACAUGAGAGAAAAAAAAAUGUAUGUCAGCGAACGAUGUUGAUUAUAAUGAUAAUGAUGAUGAUAACGACGAUGAUGACGAUGACGACGAUGACGGCGAUAAUGAUGGCGAUGAUGAUGACGACGAUUACAAUAAUAACGAUACGAUUGCAAUGACGAACGAUAUGCACGCGAAUGAACUAUGUAUUAUGAGUAAUGACAGCGACGAUGACGAUGGGAAACGAUAAUAGUAUUAUACGCUAUCAUGUCGACAAGUCUAAACCGUAUUGUAUUAUAUUAUAUAAGAGUCUGUCCAUAUUAAUAAUAAUUAUAUUAAUUAUAAUAGCUGUGUUUGAAAUCGAGAAAUAAAUUGUGGUUGAAUAUGAAAAUCAAA
Messenger RNA from Bombus pyrosoma, 12643 nucleotides. It is a transcript of the gene Antp, whose product is annotated as homeotic protein antennapedia-like. Bases 2682 to 3740 code for a protein of 352 amino acids. The record is from RefSeq and is a predicted model, not a curated record. Lineage: Eukaryota; Metazoa; Arthropoda; Insecta; Hymenoptera; Apidae. Gene Ontology annotation, cellular component: nucleus. Gene Ontology annotation, molecular function: RNA polymerase II cis-regulatory region sequence-specific DNA binding; DNA-binding transcription factor activity, RNA polymerase II-specific. Gene Ontology annotation, biological process: negative regulation of transcription by RNA polymerase II; anterior/posterior pattern specification. The transcript has 3 exons.